AUGUUGAACUCAACAAUUUUGACAAAGAAAAUUCUUUCCUCCAUGAUGGCUCAUCGUGAUGGAAAAUCCCUUCUUCUCGGAACAAUGAAAAUUCAUUGUUGUCCAUUGUUAACAUUGCAAAGAAGAAAUUAUGCAUCUAGUUUUCAUCAGGAUCAUAAAGCCAAACAUGAACAAAAUAUUGCACUCUUAUUGAAUCAAUUCACUACCCGAUGGAAUGAUGUAACUUUGCGUUCAGAACUUUCGUUAAUUCGGAGGAAAUUGGUAAAUUUUCAACAAAGUUUUUUGAAGAAUGAUCGGACCAUUCUCUCUACUUCGAAUAUCAAACAAGCUCUUCAAGGAAGUCAAUAUUAUUUGGCACACCCAUACGAAAGAAAGACUGUUCUACAGGAGAGACAAUAUUUAAUUAAUCAAGUGAAUAACAUGUUUCAGGAAGCAAAAAUGGGAGCAUGUUUCACAGAUAACAACAUGACGGAAAGCAACGAACUCAUUUCACAAAAUGCCACCAAGACCACACGAGCAAAAGAAACUACGUUUGACAUUCAUGUGUUUAACAUGUUCUUUGAUAUUUAUAUCAGAUUACGUUCCACUGAACAUGUUUGGGAAUUGGAACAAUACAUGGAACAGCACAACAUUAAGCCCAAUUUAACCACUCUCAUCUUUUUAACAGAUGCUUGUAGAAUUGAAAACAAAAUUGAGAAAGCUGUGCAAUACUAUCGUAUGGCUGUCACGAAAUGGAGUGAUACCAUUACUUUGGAUACUUCAUACUGGAACCAUUUAUUGUCAGCUCUCGCUCUUAGUGGAACAGAUAACAUGAGCAAAGAUACCUCAAAUACUGCACUCAGUGUGAUAUCUCAGGAUAAUGCAUUAUUGGCCAAAUAUUUCUCAAUCAUGAUUGACUCUGGUUAUGAGCCGGAUGAAGACACUUUUCGCUUUGUGAUACUUGGAUCAAGAAAUAUUGAUGACAUGAUGAACACUCUUGACCUUAUGGAAAAUCAGUAUGGUCUCUAUUAUUUGAAAUGUUAUGAUUCGAUAUCCAUGUUUUUGGCGAAUAAUCACUUUGAUCCUAGCAUGGCAAGCAAUUUGUAUCAGAGACUUGUCAAAAAUAGAAAGCGAUUCAAAGAUAGUCGAAGUCAGACGUCAUUCGCAUUGGAUCAAUCAUCUGCAAAGACUCUGGGAUCUACUGACGAUGUAUCUCCAACGGAGCAAGCAUUAGAAUUUCAACAUGGUUUAAAAUUGGAGCUUACCAGUGUUUUUGAGCAUUUGAUUCAUGCAUUUAUUCCACCCAAUAACAAUUUAACAACAGAAUUGAAUUUUGACAUGAUACUCACUAUUUAUGAUCAUGCUGUAACAGUAGAAAAGUUAAAACCAACGUCACACAUGAUGGAAGAUUUAAUAGAUGCUUAUUGUCGAGUUGGAAACAUGAAAGAGGCAUGGAUUAUUUUGAAGAGAAUGAAAGAACUCAAGUUGUUCAAAAACAACUCGAUGAGAAUACAUUGGAAGAUGCUUCUCUCGUACAAGCGUCAAAAUGAUCUUAAGGGAGCUUCUACUGUGAUGAAAGAUGCUUUGGAAAGUAGGGUGAAGUUGAACGAUGCAAUCAUUAGACUCUAUUUUGAACUGUUCAAGGAUAGUGACGCAAUGGAACCACUUGUUAUUUUCUGUUCUUUAAUUGAUGCAGGUUUUGUAAAUAUUACUCAACAUAGGCAUCUCAUUUCCAUCAUACUUUCGGUGUAUGGAAAUUUGAAGAAAAAGUUUGGAAUUAUUACUGAUCAACAUUUAGGAAGGUUUGAAGCAGAUGAUCAAAGUGACCUGUUCAGAUUUCAAAAAAUAUCCGAACUAUUGAGGGAACGAGGAAUACGAUUGAGAUGA
Molecule: messenger RNA, 1866 nt
Organism: Naegleria lovaniensis
Lineage: Eukaryota; Heterolobosea; Eutetramitea; Acrasida; Naegleriidae
Exons: 2
Coding region: 1-1866 (621 amino acids)
Molecular function (GO): protein binding
Source: RefSeq, a predicted model, not a curated record